UCGAACGAAGUGAAAUCAGCUGUUCGUUUGUUGUGAUCGAGAGUCACCUUUAUCGCGUACACGCGUGCACACGUUUCACCACAUUGCGUAUGAGAUUUUAUUCGAAGCAAAAAAUCGUCGACCGAUGACGACUUUCUUUUACUAACAAAUCAUCGAUCACGAAAGUAAAAACAGUAGUGUAAAAUAAAUGCAAAAGUGUUCGAUUUAAGGAAACAUGGCAAAAAUAUUCACGCCAACUAAUCAAAUUCGGUUAACGAACGUGGCCGUCGUUCGGAUGAAAAAGGGGGGCAAAAGAUUCGAAAUUGCCUGCUACAGAAACAAAGUCGUUUCCUGGAGAAACAAGUUGGAAAAAGACAUCGACGAAGUUUUACAAACACACAGUAUUUUCACGAACGUAUCAAAGGGUCAAGUAGCGAAAAAAGAAGAUUUGAUAAAGGCUUUUGGUAAAGAAGACCAGACAGAAAUAUGUAAAGAGAUUUUAGCGAAAGGAGAACUGCAGGUAUCGGACAAAGAGAGGCAUUCUGCAUUGGAUUCCAUGUUGAAGGACAUAGCUACAACUGUGGCUGACAAAUGUAUAAAUCCUGAAACCAAAAGGCCAUAUCCUGUGUCGAUGAUAGAAAAAGCGAUGAAAGAUGUUCAUUUUUCUGUCAAGCCAAACAGAAAUGCAAAGCAGCAGGCAUUGGAUGUGAUACCUCAAUUAAAAGCGAUAAUGCCAUUGGAAAGGGCUCAGAUGCGAGUAAGAGUGUCAACAGGGGGUAAAGAAGCGACAAAGCUGCGAGACAAAAUUGUCAAAAUGUCAACCAGGGUAGAGAGCGAAAAUUGGGAAAGUGGAAAUUUAAAUUUAACUUGUUUGAUUGAUCCUGGACAAUAUCGUGAGAUUGAUCAACUUGUUAGAUCCGAGACAAAGGGCAAUGGAAUAUUGGAACUUUUGAAUCUGCGUGAAGUCAUUGAAGGUGAAGAAGUUUUGGAGUGAAUGAGAGAAAAAAUGGAAAAGUAUUGAAGCAUUACAAUAAAACGACUUGGAAAAUAAUCAAAUUGACAGGGAACCUCACAAAUUUGGAAAGAAACUGUUUUUGAACACCACUGACCCUGGGAGAUUUGUGUAAUGAUAUAUUCAGACACAGAAGUGAUAGAAAAAACAUUGGACAUUUUUGAGCUUGACGUUUAUGCACUGGAAUACUCGAGAUCUCGUUGAUGCCGCCACGAAUAAAUUCCAGCGAGCGUAUCCAACAAUAUAUACAUAUAGUACAUUAUAAAUAAAUAAGUAGUACACGAGAGGAUAAUAGCUACGUGGCUCGAGUUGCGUAAUCUCGUGAAGCACAAUUACGUACUAUUAAUGUCUAGUUUAACAUUACGAUGAACUAGUCCCGGUACUAUUUUUACAGGAUCCGAAACAUCAUUUCUUCGUCGAUCUCAAUGAUCCUUCUGACAUCCACUUACAUAUAUAUCUCUAUAAAUAAAUGAAUAUGCGAGAUA
Messenger RNA from Venturia canescens, 1476 nucleotides. RefSeq names its product SBDS ribosome maturation factor (gene Sbds). The record is from RefSeq and is a predicted model, not a curated record. Gene Ontology annotation, biological process: ribosome biogenesis; cytosolic ribosome assembly. Lineage: Eukaryota; Metazoa; Arthropoda; Insecta; Hymenoptera; Ichneumonidae. Bases 215 to 973 code for a protein of 252 amino acids. The transcript has 2 exons.